Molecule: messenger RNA, 5638 nt
Organism: Vanessa atalanta (red admiral)
Lineage: Eukaryota; Metazoa; Arthropoda; Insecta; Lepidoptera; Nymphalidae
Product: signal-induced proliferation-associated 1-like protein 2
Exons: 16
Coding region: 327-3620 (1097 amino acids)
Biological process (GO): regulation of small GTPase mediated signal transduction; activation of GTPase activity
Cellular component (GO): cytoplasm
Molecular function (GO): GTPase activator activity; protein binding
Source: RefSeq, a predicted model, not a curated record
CUUGCAAUAUUUUUUGUGUGCUCAAUAAACUGCCGAUACGUUUUAGUCGCAUAUUAUUUAAUUUAAAAAUUAAAAAUGUUUAAUUAUGAUUUCGACAAAAAUAUAAACCUCAUCGUAGUGACAUAAAAUUAUUUUACUUGAAUAAAUAUAAGUGUUUCGUGCUACUUUCUAUCUAACUGUAAUUAUGGGAAAACAAGUGUAAAUUAUUUUUUACUCAAGUGACAGUUAUCUGAUAUCGACAAUUAAAACAAUUUUAUCGGAAUUAAGAUCACCGAUGUUAUCAACGUAAAUUCACACGUACGUUACUGCUACUGUCAAACAAUGCCAUGUAUGCUCCAGAUCAUCUUAGAAGGAAGGAAGUUCGAGAUGCUAUGUACCGUAGUAAUUCUAGUCUUGACUUGAUAUAUGCUGACCACUCCACAGGGAAUGGUUUGCGACGCGAGUAUGGUAGUCACGGGUCAAUUGACGUGAUUGGGGGUACUAGCGAACGGCUCCCUGCAAUGGUACAUAAUUACAGCGGCUUAAACGCACCUGAAAAGCCAUCUGGACUAAGCCGUUUGACUGAUCGAUUUUCCGAAGUAUUAGCUAGCGAUCAUGCGGACGGCCCAACGCCAAGAGCCAGUGUUAGCCCCAAACCACGCCUCAAAUUUAAUAAAUUAUGGGGUGGUACUACUCCAGUUAUAGCUCGAUCAGAUGGUGAUGGAAUAAUAACAUCUGUAUCUGAUGUAAACAAAAGAAAACAAUUUGCACAUUAUGACUGUCAAUCCCUCAUGGCCAACUUGAGUUAUGCCGCUGAAAUUAGAGGUGCCCUGUUGAGCAGACGUCGUAAUACAACAACUGGAGCAUCAGCUGCAUCCUUACUUGCUACACGUGGGUUACCCCCAGGGGAUGAUGCUAUUCCAGACACUGGUGACGGUCGAUCAAAUGAAUUACUGGAAAGUUGUCCAUUUUUCAGGAAUGAAUUAGGCGGUGAAGAAGAACGUUGCGUAUCACUUUGUACGCGUACAGCUCGGGGCGCCAUUCCUGGCCAGUUUGGAGGAUGGCACCGUCCCAGGACAGCUUAUGGUUUUUCAGUUCUGGAAUUCCCACCUGGACAAACUCAUUGGCGGCACGGGUGCCCUUUUAUACGAUCAAGUUCCCCGUUACCCAUCGAAAGUCAAGAUCUCGGCGCAUUGUACUAUAGGAAUUAUUUUUACACGCAACCUCACCAAAAUUGGUUUGGUAUGGAUGAGAAUUUAGGACCCGUGGCGAUUUCUAUUAAGAAGGAACGUGUUGAAUUAAGGCGUGGUGGUGUUGAUGCAUCCGCGCCAGCUUCGCAGCUAGCUUGGCAGUAUCGACUCAUCAUCCGAACUUCGGAACUACUUCCUUUACGCGGUUCUAUACUCGAAGAUGCCUUGCCUACCGUCAAGCCGAGUAACAACAGUGCCACAUAUAACACCAAAGAAGUGCUAGAGUACGUCGCGCCGGAGUUGCAGCUGGGUUGUUUAAGACUAGGAAUUACUAAUGGAGGUGCGGAAAAUCAACUAUUGCGGCUUGACGAGCAACGUGUAACGAGGCACUACAAAGUUGGGGUGAUGUAUUGCAAGAGUGGUCAGUCGACCGAGGAGGAAAUGUACAAUAACCAAGAAGCCGGACCAGCUUUUGUAGACUUUUUACAAAUGUUGGGACAGACUGUCAGAUUAAAAGACUUCGAUAAGUACAAAGCUGGUCUCGACAAUCGGACAGAUUCCACCGGAUUAUUUUCUGUUUACACAACCUAUCAAGGUUGUGAAAUAAUGUUUCACGUUUCAACAAUGCUUCCGUACACACCGAACAACAGGCAGCAGUUGUUGAGGAAACGUCACAUCGGUAAUGAUAUUGUGACAAUUGUCUUCCAAGAACCGGGUGCGGCGCCUUUCACGCCCAGGAACAUACGCUCCCAGUUCCAACACGUUUUUGUGGUUGUGAGAGUCAUAGAUCCAUGUACAGAGAACACACACUACAGUAUCGCUGUAAGUCGUGCUAAAGAAGUGCCUUUAUUUGGACCCCCGAUUAAGGAUGGUGCGGUUUAUCCGAAAGGGGAAGCCUUCACGGAUUUACUUUUAAGUAAGGUUAUUAAUGGUGAAAAUGCUGCCAUUCAAUCGCCCAAGUUUAGUACGAUGGCUACACGCACACGGCAAGAGUACCUUAAAGAUUUAGCUAAGAAUUACGUUACUGCUACAACUACGGAGACUGGACAGAAAUUUUCUAUAUUCUCUUCAUUGUUGAUGAAGAGCGGAAAUAAUUCCAGCAACAAUGCCAUCGUGCCUCGCGUCGACGACUGCACUAAUGACGUUUUAGUUGGAGGAGCAUUGUGUUUUCACGUGCAAGUUCAGGACGAGGGAGCCGGUGGAACCGUGGUGGAUUGUAUCAUGGGAAUCUCUGCAGAUACAAUAGUAAUCGUCGAAGAGAGCUCGAGGCAGAUCGUGCUCGUUCUACCAACGAAUACUCUACUUGGCUGGGUGGUGAGCGGGCUGUGGGUGCGCGUGUACUACCACCGCGGGGAGAGCGUGCGCGUGAGCGCGGCCGACGCGCUGCUGCGCCGCCUCGCCGCCGUGGCGCCGCCGCACGCGCACGCGCUCUCCGAGCUCACGCUGGACCGCGGGGCCGCCGCGCAACUAGGGUUCCACGUGCAGGCGGACGGGCUGGUGACGGCGGUGGAGGGCGGCGGCGCGGCGGCGCGCGCGGGCGUGCGGCGCGGCGCGCGGCUGCUCGAGGUGUGCCGCGCCGCCGUCGUGGCGCUCACGCACGACCACCUCGUCGACCUGCUCAAGACCUCCGACCCCGUCACCGUGCGGCUGACGUUCGCGGCGGGCGCGCGCUGCGAGUGCCAGAGCGCGGGCGAGGCGUGGGCGCAGCAGCCCGCGCGCCGCCGCCAGUCGCCGCCGCGCUCCGACACCUCCGGAUACGGGACCGGUGGGUCUGGUCGCAGCACGACGUCGGGCGGCAACGCGGAGGUGCGGCGCCGCUCGCACGAGGACGCGUCCCCGCGACACUCGCGCCGCCCGCGCUCGCUCGCGCACUCGUCGCUCACGGAAGAACUGAUGCGAUUAAUGGACGCUGAACUUGGCGAAACUCGUAGCGGUAGCGGCGGUGGUGGCGCCGGUAGCGGUGGUAGCGGAGGUAGUGGGGGCAACGCGCCGCUGCCACUGCCUGACGCGUCCGCGCUUGACUGGGCCACGCUUGUACAUACUGCCACGCGGGCUAUGUUACAGAUUUGUGAAGAGCAUCAAUAUCCGUCCAUUGACAAUGCCGAACCGAAUUCUGAAACUGCAACCGAGGUCGGCCUCGACACGUGGUCAGAGAUAGCCAGUACCGACGCAGACGAGACCGCAGGAGCGGGCGCGGGUGGCGGCGCGAGUGCGGGCGUGGCGGGCAGCGGGGCGAGCGGCGCGGGGAGCGGCUGCGCGUGCGGGCUGGCGCAGCGCGUGGCGGCGCUGGAGGCCGACGCCGUCUCGGCGCAGCGACACCGACACCAUCUGGAGGAGGAGGUGCGUCGGCUGCGGCGCCACAACGCGCGCCUGCGCGAGGAGUCUGCGCGCGCCGUGUGGCAGCUGCGCCACUUCACGCACUGGCUCAAGCGCACCGUCGACAAGCAGUGACGCCCGCGCACUCGCCACUGUAACAUCAGAAUGACAAGACGCGUGCAACGACUCAGCGAGGUACUCUUGCGUACUUGAAUAGUAUUUAAUAAAUUACAUAAUUUCCAAAGAGUAACUACGUGUGAAAUAUAAAUAUUUAACUCAGCGCUGUAUCUUAUGAAUUUUGUGCCUUUUAAGCUUCUAGUGAAGCUAUUGUUUUGGCGUAACGGUAAUUUUUCUUAAUUAUUAAGUACAUGCCACUGUUUUUCCACGUUAAAUAUUCAAAUAAUAUAAUGUUGCUGUUUCGACGAUAAUAAUGUGUCUAUAGGCGCGUUGUUAUGUUAAGCGCCCGAUAGUCUGAUAUGCCGUAUGUUGUAAGAUUAUUUAUUUAUUACUGUUUUAAGUAUUAAAUAUGCAAAAUCAACGACUUUGUUAUUCUAAAAAUAACCGAUUAUACAACAAAAAAAAAAUUGUUACGUGUAAUUAUCUCUGAAAUAAAUUAAACUACAAUCUGUAGAUCAUACAACAAUAUGAGAAUGUUAAAUAAAUAAUUCAUUAACAAUUUAUAUGAUUAUACUUCCUUACAUUAUUAUAAAACUGUUACUAUUAAGUAAUUAAGUAUGUAGCGUUAAUUUUUAAUAUUUAAUUAAUAUUUAAAACAGACUUGAACCCUGCCAAAUAUUAUAACCGUAAGAUGUAUCAUCACAUUAGCACAAAUACUUAAUUUUACUGCUAAAUCACUAAAAUACAUAUACUCCGUUUCAAUGGCAGGAGGAGUGAACAUAAACCAACCUUAGAUUUAUAUAUUCGAUGCGUUUGCUUAUAGUUCUUCUUUAUUAUACAUUAGAUAUAAUUCUUAAUUUAUAUUUCUUUAUUAUAAUACAACACUAUUGCUUUUAACAACUUGUAUCCGUGGUAAAUUAACUUCCAAAAUUCCGAUGAUAACUUUGCUGCCAUAGAAUAUUUUAGAUUAAUAUCUUUUUUCAUAUACAUAUAGGUACGCGAAAAGAAAAACGUACCACCUGAUAAUAAGUGAGUAUCGCAGCAAAUAUACAUAAGUGCUGUAAGAAAUAUCAAACAUUUUUUAAAGCGCCACCUACCUCGAGAGCUAAGUUGUUAUAUCCCUUGUCCCUGCAGUUACAUCGGCUUACUCACCCUUGCAACCAGAACACAUGUGUUAAGAAUGUUUGCUUAGUGGUAGAAUAUCUGAUGAGUGGAUGGUACCAACAAAAGAUGGCUCGUGCGAACCCUUACAUCAAAUCACAUCAAUUCAAGGUCGAAAUUGUUUAUCUACUCCUGCCAUUGGAAUAGACUAAAAGUACCCAUUGAAACAUAAUAAAAUAAUUAUUGCUACUUAGGAAUUUUUAAACCGUAUUAACUAGCACGAUCUCUUAUAAUAUCGUUAUGUUAAUAUUUUAUUUUAUUAAUAACUAUUUAAUUUUUAUUUUUUUUUGUAAAUAUAAUUGAAUCUCUUAGUUAAAUUAUAUGAACGUAAAAAGGAAGCUUUAUUAGUAUAAGUCAUUUUAAAUGUAGCGUUAAUUUUAGUGAAGCAAUUAUUCAUAUUUUCUUAAGCUUAACAAUAUGUCAAUCAACGAAAUAAUAACACAAUUACUUGUUCUAUAAUGUUCUACGUCGUAUAUGAUUAUUUUUGUUACCUUCGAUGUAUGUUGAAAACACUAACAGCUUGACGUGGCAUUUAAUAAUAAGUCAGCUUGAACUCGAUUACUACAGCUUAUUAAUAAGAAGGAUUUAAAAGAAAAUGUUCUUUUCUUUAUUUAAUUAAUUAAAGGAAUUGUCGGAAUUUGUAUCAGGCCUCUUUUAAAGAAUUAUGUCUCAGUAACUGAAACGCUGAUCAAAAAUGAAACGUUGGAAGCUCGUUGGUCGCUUAUUAUGUCUUCAGCUGCUUUCGACGAAUGACAAUUAAGAUUAAAAAUCAAAUUAAAUUAAACUGACUUUGAUUAACGUUUUAGGAACUGCAGAUUUAUUUCUCAAAUGAUUAAUAAAGUAUUCAAUGAUGUUAUUUUAUAAAAUAAUUUAUU